GCACAGAGGGCUGCCUCACUGACUGGCUCUAUAGACAUCUCUCUCCCUCUUUCUCGCUAUCCAACCUUCACUUCUCUUCUUUAUCCAUGGACUACAGCGACUAAAUGGAAACGUAGCGACUUUUUAGAAGAAGUGCGUUUGUUUUGUUUCUCGUCAAUCUAUGGAUUUCUAAGUAUGUUUUAUAAUGAUUCUCUUUCACCAAGUCAACAGUGAUAUGUAUUCAGCUGCGUGAAUUUUCUUGUCCAACCUGGAUGCUUGUUUCUCAGUUCUAGCUCUGACUUUUUCCUCUGCAUCUCAGAUCAGGGCUUUGGUAUGAGUGGUGUGGUUUUGGGCACCAGAGUUGAUACAGACUACUGAGGUAUCUAGUAAUACCUUCUGAUUCCCGGAGAUCUCCAGAGAUCUACAUAAUCUCUCUCUUCAUCAUCUCUGAUUCCUCUGGGCAGAGGUGACAGACUGUUGAAGGGUGACUGCUGAGGUCUACCUGGUGGUAGCCCCUUGGAUCCAGGGGGAACUCCACCCAUCCACCUCUCCACCCUCCCCCUACUUUCUCUUCCUCUUUACAUGCUGGUCCCUCUCUCACCAUGUUCACCAGGAUCUUCAUCCCCAAGAAGCACCGGCAGCGGUUUGACGAGGCCGUUUCCCAGAGCCUGAUCCAGAGGAUCUGUCGCAGUAAGAGCAUCAGCGAGCCGGGCCCACAGGGCCGUCUGAGACGUAGCCGCAGCGAGGACCACCCCGACCGCCACUACGGCUCCAAACGGGCCAGCUCAGUACCCCGGGACCCCGGGGAGGACAGAGGGGGAAAGGAGAGAGGAGAGAGGGGGUACAGGAAGUCUAUGUCGGGCAUACCUGUGCAUCAAUCAGGAGCCAAUCAGAGCCUCCAUGCUCCCCCUAGGACAGUAAGGGUUUACAGAGGGAAGAAGAGUUUUGGGUUCACCCUGAGGGGGCAUGCCCCUGUCUGUAUCGACUCUGUCAUCCCAGACAGCCCUGCUGAAGACUGUGGUCUCAAACCAGGCGACCGCAUCCUUUUCCUCAAUGGGCUGGACAUGAGGAACUGUUCCCAUGAGAAGGUGGUGUCCAUGCUGCAGGGCAGUGGUGCCAUGCCAACCCUGGUGGUGGAAAGCGGCCCCUCUGGUUACUCCCUCCCUGACCAGGGGGACCAGGAGGACACUUCCCCAAGCGUGGCCCCUUCAGUGGCCCCAAGGUCCCGCUCCCCGGUCCCCCUCAGCUCUCUACAGUGGGUGGCUGAGAUCCUCCCCCCCAGCAUCAGGGUCCAUGGACGCACCUUUAGCCAGCAGCUGGAUCACCUGCUCACCGUGCAGGAGAGAUACACCAUCUGCAAGGCCCUGGAGACCUUCUUCCAACACAGGAACGUGGACACCCUGAUUGUUGAUGUGUUCCCGGUGUUGGACACUCCAGCCAAGCAGGUGAUCUGGCAGUUCAUCUACCAGCUGCUGACCUACGAGGAGCAGGAACACUGUCAGAGCAAGAUCUCACGCUUCCUGGGCUUCAAGACCGCAGGGAACCGUAAAUCAGGAUUGUCUCUGACAUGGAAGGAGCCUCUGCCCGACCCUCUGUAUGAGUUCUAUCAUGAGGGAACCACCCCGUCUCCCGGCAGCGUUGACUCCAACCCUUACGUGAGCCUGGAGAGCCCCCCUCCGUCUCCCCAGCACUCUGAUGACCCCACCAGCCCCCUGUCCAGACGCAGGAAGCUCUUCACCUUCUCCAGACCCCCCCGGAGCAGGGACACGGACAAGUUCCUGGACGCUCUGAGCGAACAGCUGGGACACCGUGUCACUCUGGUGGAUAACUUCCUCCCUGGAGAGAACGAUUAUGAGGAGAUGAGUUUCCAGGAUGAGCAGGAAGUGAGCUACCUCCCCCGCCAGCUGAGCAGUGCCAGCAGUGAGGACAUCAGCAGCAACGAUGACGCCACCUCCCUCACCUACUCCUCCGGGUCAGAACACAUCCCCCCCCACCCUUCCCCACCCCCCCUACCCCCGCCACCAUUCGGCUUCUCCGACCCCCUCCCCAUUACCUCGGUCCUCUCUCGCUUUUCCCCCGAACACAUCCCCCGGGCGCGCAUGUCCUUCCAGCCGCAGCACCCCAUCAUCCCCCCUCCCCCGCCCCCUCCACGGACCUUCACGUACAACAGGCCGACCCUACACAAGUUGCUGCCGACCAGGGAUGAACUACAGGGCCGUUUCCACCACCAAGCACCCCAGAUGACUCUCCCCCUGGCCCCUUGCUACUCUCCCCAGCCCUCUCGCCCCAGGAACCUGCCCCGCCAGGCCAGCCAGCCUCAGCCCCUGACCCAACCCAUCCUGUGUCCCCAGCCCUCCCCUCAGCCCAACAGGCAAAGCCAGCUCGCCCUCCAGAGACACCACCAGCUUCACCACCAGCCCUACCAGCCCAGGCUGAGCCACCAGCCCUACCAGCCCCAGCUGAGCCACAGCCUGCCCCCCCAGACCCCACACCUGUCUCAGCCCCAGAGUCACCCUCUCCAGCCCCCUCACCUGUCCCAGUCUCAGAGUCACCCCCCCCAGCCCCCUCACCUGUCCCAGCCCCAGAGUCACCCCCCCCAGGCCCCUCACCUGUCCCAGCCCCAGAGUCACCUUCCCCAGCCCCUUCUCUCAAAGACCUACGAGACCCCUGUCUCAGUGUCAGAGCUCCAGAAACACAAGGUGCCCCCACCGCCCCCUCCACCACUUCCGCCCCCGUGCGACCCGCCUCCACUGCCCAAUUCCAGUCCCUGUGCUGGGGACACCAACCACAUGAGUGUCAAGAGGCUACGCUGGGAGCAGGUAGAGAACUCUGAGGGGACCAUCUGGGGACAGCUUGGAGAGGACCCUGACUAUGACAAACUGAGUGACAUGGUGAAGUACCUCGAUCUAGAGCUGCACUUUGGUACCCAACAGAGUUCCAAGCCAGCCUUCCUGCCCGAGAGCUUCAAAAAGAAAGAUGUGGUGGAGAUUCUGUCUUAUAAGAAGGCCUACAACGCCUCCAUCCUGAUCGCCCACCUGAAGCUGUCUCCUGGUGAGCUGCGUAAGGUGCUGAUGACAAUGACCACAGACAGGCUAGAGCCGGCCCACAUCAAGCAGCUGCUGCUCUACGCCCCCGAUGACCAGGAGGUCAAACAGUAUCAACGCUUCGACCAGGACUCCGCCAAACUCAGCGACCCUGACCAGUUUGUCCUGCAGAUGCUGAUGGUCCCUGAGUAUAAGACUCGUCUGCGGAGCCUCCAUUUUAAGACGACCCUGCAGGAGAAGACAGAGGAGAUGAAGGCUGGAUACGAAUGUAUCUACAAGGCCUCAGUGGAACUCAGGAGCAGCAAGAAACUGGCCAAGAUCCUCGAGUUUGUGCUGGCAAUGGGGAAUUACCUGAAUAAUGGUCAACCCAAGACGAACAAAACCACUGGCUUUAAGAUCAACUUUCUCACUGAGCUCAGCACCACUAAAACAGUGGAUGGUAAAUCCACCUUCCUCCACAUUCUUGCCAAAUCGCUAUGCCAACACUUCCCAGAACUGCUGAACUUUGCCAGGGACCUCACAACCGUACCACUCGCAGCCAAAGUGAAUCAGCGAAUCCUGACAGCUGAGCUGGGUGACCUCCACUCCACCAUCCAGGACAUCAGGACAGCGUGUCAGAUGAUCCCUGCCACGGCUGAGGACCACUUCGCUGCUGUCAUGAGUGGCUUCCUGGAGAACAGUCACCCAGCGGUUCAGUCUCUGGACUCUCUGCAGCUGAGAGCCAUGGAUGAGUUCACUAAGGUGGCUUCUUACUUCGGAGAGGACAGCAAAGCCACCUCCACUGAGGCCUUCUUCGCCAUUUUCGCUGAGUUUACUUCCAAGUUUGAGAAAGCACUGAAUGAGACCCAGGCUACAGAGAACCCCUGUAUCCCCAGAGUGGCCUCUCCCCUGGCCUGGUAGAGAUGAGAGACUGGAUAACCCCUCUGCUCUCCUCAACCAAAGUGCCAAGACAACACAAAGAAACAGUCACAGCUACUGGGACACAAACAACAUGAUCUUCAACACUGCGGAAUGACCUAUGGCCAGGAGUUCUUCCUGAACAUGUCAUCUGACCAGAAAGAACUCUGAGCCCUAGGGCCCACAGUUGUCCCUGGUAAGGUCAAGUGGUACAAGAAAUUAGUAAUGAAGAUUAAUAUGUUUAGAUAAGAGUAUAUAUUUGAUAUUGGAUUAUAUGAAAUUGAAAUUAUAUUGAAAUUGUAAAGCAUAGAUGUAUAUGGAAAUGACAUUUUAGAUGGCUGAUAGUCAAACGUAUAUGAAUGUUAUCUAGAGCUGAGCACUAUUUUCACAGAUGGACUUGAUCUGAAAAGUGCACAACACCAGAAACUCAAAUUCCAUUCACACACACUCACUGCCUCUUAGAUUAUGUGAUGAUAGAACGCAGUAUUAACCUACCAAGAAUCAUUACAUUGGCAUGACAAUAGUACUGUGAAUUAUUAUUUUAAAAAUUAGAAGCUUUCUGGUGUCAACGUACCUGCAGUCAUCCUGACGUACCUGCAGUCAUCCUAACGUACCUGCAGUCAUCCUGGCGUUUGGCAUUUCAAAAGUUCCACUCGGCAGGGGAAACAAAAAAUAAUGCCAGACUCCUGCGGGUUUUAAGUGUUUUAUAGUAUGAUGAACCACAUGAAAUAAGAGGGUUAACCCACCGGGGCUAGUAUAUGGAUAGCUGAUAACAGAAAGACAUCCAUUCAUUUUAGCAUUGAGUGGUCUUGGCAGCUCUUACUGUCACUGUGGUUGUUAUUGAUGAACCGUCCAUCUCUGCCAUAAAUUCACCUGAAUUUGUAUCUUGUUUUAGAACAAAUGUUCACUUUUUUUCUGAUGUUAAUUUAAAGCUGUUUUGAUGGUAUUACUUUAAUACUAUACGUGUUUCUACUUUCCCUCCAUAAUUCCCUUUUACAUUGGAAUUUCAGUCAGAGCUGCCAUCAUGAAAAUACAGAUGUAUUUAUUUACAGACCUGUCGUACCAGGCAAUUUGUCAUCAUGUUCAAGAAGACACUGCAACACAUUUAAAUAUUGCCCCUGGUGCAGUACAGUGUUGACAACUGUCCGAAGCAUUUGCAUGUUUGUAUAGGUGUUGUUUUGUGUUAUAUCUGGAUUUGUUUACUUUUAUUAUAUUCUGACAAAUUGGGUCUGAAAUGUAGGCCUAUUAUAACAUUUGGUCGAUUGAAGUUUAUUGUUAAUUUAUUGAAAUGUUCAUUUUGUAAACGUGUGUUUUAUAUGUUUUCAUUGAUAUUAUUGGAGUACUUUGUAUAGUUAAAAAAAUAUUGACUUUUUAUGUUGGCCAUGUGGUUGCUUCUGGAUCAGUUGUAUUUGGAUCUGUAAAAAAAAAACCAUGAAUGCUUGACAAAUAAAUCUGCCUGAUACCCUCGA
Molecule: messenger RNA, 5389 nt
Organism: Oncorhynchus mykiss (rainbow trout)
Lineage: Eukaryota; Metazoa; Chordata; Actinopteri; Salmoniformes; Salmonidae
Source: RefSeq, a predicted model, not a curated record